Protopolystoma xenopodis is the source of this 393-nucleotide messenger RNA. The record is from the annotation of a GenBank genome assembly. Lineage: Eukaryota; Metazoa; Platyhelminthes; Monogenea; Polystomatidea; Polystomatidae.
GUACUAGCCACAGAUAUGUCGAAGCACAUGAGCCUGCUGGCUGACCUAAAAACUAUGGUAGAGACGAAAAAAGUGGCCGGCUCGGGCAUUCUUAAUCUCGACAAUUAUACUGACCGAAUGCAGGCGAGUUAUUCCAAAUAUUUUCCCAUUUAUAUAUCACCUUCAUUUCAUAUUAUUCUACAAAACAUGGUGCACUGUGCCGACCUCAGCAAUCCAGCGAAGCCUCUGCAUCUUUAUCGGCAAUGGACAGAUCGUAUUAUGGAAGAAUUUUUCUUGCAAGGUGAUCAGGAGCGUGCUGCCGGGUUGGACAUCAGUCCCAUGUGCGAUAGAACAACUGCUUCUAUUGAAAAAUCUCAGGUUGGUAGCACUUUCUCACACAUGGCAAUUAACUAA